Molecule: messenger RNA, 1320 nt
Organism: Elaeis guineensis (African oil palm)
Lineage: Eukaryota; Viridiplantae; Streptophyta; Magnoliopsida; Arecales; Arecaceae
Source: RefSeq, a predicted model, not a curated record
AUGGAUUUCGGCUGCUUCAAUACCCAUACAGGGGACUGGUUUCCAUUCGAAUCUGGCAUAUACCCAGAUGGACUUCAAGAUUUCCACCAUUUUGACGAUGCUUUUGAUCAUGUAUCGGCAGUGGCAGACGGGUAUCCUUCGGGCUUCGAACUUAAGGCCUUGUCGUCACCAGUACCACACGGCCUCCAGAGAGGGAUGCCCGUCGAGGGCCUCCAGAUCAGGGCCGGUGUAUCAUCAGGCUAUCCACAGAGAAGCCUCAGCGGUCACACGGGACCGGAUCCCAGCCACUCAUCCGUGGUUCUUAAUGUCCAGCCUCUCAUGGCUAUCGGGCUUCCUGACGAGCUCUCGUGCGUGACAGGCGAUAACAAAUCAUGCAGAGGGGGAGUCGAGAUGAAUAGCAAAUGCACGCCUGUGAAGAAAAGCAGCGGCCGCAAAACUCACAAAAAGCCGAAUAAUGUAGUGAAGGGGCAGUGGACCCUCGAAGAAGACAGAUUGCUAGUGCAAUUGGUGGAGCAGCAUGGAUUGAGGAAGUGGUCGCAUAUAGCUCAAAUGCUGCGUGGGAGGAUAGGAAAGCAAUGCAGAGAAAGAUGGCACAACCAUUUGAGGCCUAAUAUCAAGAAAGACACUUGGAGCGAAGAAGAAGACAAGAUUCUGAUCCAAGCGCACUCAGAAGUAGGGAACAAGUGGGCGGAGAUUGCCAAGAGGCUGCCUGGGAGGACCGAGAACUCCAUCAAGAACCACUGGAAUGCAACCAAGCGAAGACAGUUCUCCCGAAGGCGGUGCCGCAGCUCCAAGUACCCCAAAUCUGUCUCUCUCCUGCAGAACUACAUCAAGAGCUUGGCUUUGCAGGGGGGCAUAGUACCAACAGUACCAGCAGCAUCCGCUGCAGCCCCUAGGUUACCGGCAGACGACCGCCUGAUCAAGAGCACCGAAAGCAAUGACGGCGGCUCAGAGCAGGCUUCGAUGGCCCUGCUGACAUGCAUACCCUUAGAAGGUCUAUCCGUGGAUGUGGGUGCAUAUGUCUGCGGAGGCAGCGACGACAUCCUGCCAGCCUGCCACUUGAGUGACAUGGCUAAUCUUCUACUCGACAACAACAAGGUUGAUCAUGUGCCGCCUGAGAGAUACUACGACAUGGGGUACCUCUUUGACCAGCUGGGUUGCGGUCCAGGGAUUGUCAAGAUGGGCUGCCUCGACAUGGAGAUGGCGUGGGAUGAGAUGCCGAUACCAUGCGACGCGAACAUGAAGGUGAAGAAGGAGAUGGACCUGGUGGAGAUGAUCGCUCAGAACAAAAAUAAUACUGGUGGCGGGCAGCAGCCGUAA